GGCACUAAGUCAUGCCGACACACAGGAAGCAGAAGGCGCUGCGCGCAGACGAUUUCUUCCAGUUACCGACGGAGGGACGAAGUUGAGCCUACGCUCCUUCGCCACACUUCCACGCUGUGCUACGGACCCAGUCUGAACUGGGAAAUUCUGCUCCUGAAGGAACACGUGACUUGAGCCUUUCAACCCAGUCACAGAGGUCAUGGAGGUGACCGACUUCAUUGGUGAGACGGGCAUCUACCAGAACGUGAUGCUGGUGCUAUCCAUGUACCGGGGCAUGAUGCUGGCCAUCAACAACCUGUGCGCCUCGUUCAUCUUCCCUGAGGUGGAGCACUGGUGCGCGCGACCGCCUGCUUACGCACACUGGGACGCACGGCAGUGGAAGGCUGAAGCCAUCCCACAUGGAGGCUCUGUGGUAGAAGACUACUCGUGUAUGCACUACGCCAUUUCAGACAACGGCGGGUUUGACAACCUUUCAGUGGUUUCGUGCAAUUCAUGGGAAUACGACCACUCCGAGUUCUGGCCUUCGGGCACUGAAAUGUGGAACCUUGUGUGCGGUUCUGCCUGGAAGAAUGCAUUGCCCCAGAGCAUCUACAUGGUCGGCAUGACAUUUGGUUUCGUCAUCAUGGGUCCACUCUCGGACAUAUUUGGCCGGCGGCCUGUUUUGCUGUAUGGUCUGGUGAGCUACGUGAUACUGGAGUACGCCAUGGUUGCGGCCACCUCUUUCACCUUGUUCUGCUUGCUGCGUUUUUUGAAUGCCAUCUCUGUAGCCGCAGCGAACAACAGCCUGACACUCUAUGUAGAAAGCAUUGGUCCAAGCUACCGGGGACGAUCGAUGGUGGCAUAUGGCAUCUUUUGGGGAGUGGGCAUCGCCGUGCUGGCUGGCCUGGCUGCCGUUGUACCAGGAUGGAAGGCCCAGCUGGCUGUCUUCGCUACCAUGUAUGCACUGCCACUGCUGCUCUGGAGGUACAUAGUGGAGUCUCCCAAGUGGCUCUUGACAGUUGGAAAGUACAAGGAGGCGGAAGAAGCCAUCAGGAAGAUCGCCAAGAUAAAUAACAUCAAACAUAUUGAAGACGAAGACCUCGCUAAGCUGAAGAAUCAGUACAAGGAGCAACAUGGGAAUCGGAAAGCCACAGCCUGCGCUGGAAUCCUGGCCAUGUGCAAUUCAAGAACGAUGAUCAUAUUUACGCUGACCAACGUAAUCUUUCAGUUCUGCACAGCUCUCGUGCGGUACCAACUGGCACUGGACACGGGACUGUUGCCAGUGGACCCAUACAUGAAUUUCCUCGUGGGCGGUGUCAUCGAGGCAGUGAGCGGAAUCGUCAGCCAUCUGAUUCUGCUGUACCUACCACGCAAGAGUUCCACCAUCUGCUUUUUAAUUUUCACCAUGGUCGCUUAUCUACUCCAUGCCUGCUUGCCAAAAGCUUACGCCUUGGCCGAAAGGCUGAUGAUGCUUGCGGGUCGGCUGUGCAUCGGAAAUGCGAUCAACAUCAACAUAAUUUACUUAAGCGAGAUGUUUCCAACCGGUGCCCGUGCAUUGGCCAUCGGGUUCGCCCAGACAGUGUUCGGAGUCGGAGCUGCCAUCCAGCCGCACAUCAAUCACCCCUUUAGCAACGCAACCUGGGAUGCAGUCUUCUACGCGGUCGUCAUGUUGGUCGCGGCAGUGGUGUUGAUCCCCUGGCCAGAGACCAAGGGCCGGCCGCUGCCGGAUUUCGUGGCUAACGUCGAGGCUUCGGGAAGUUUGGAAACAGCUGCAUCGGUUGCAGACGGCACCAACGGCGUUGUGCACACUGCGGUACACGAUAAUGCUGGGUUCAGCGCUAACGAAGCUGAACCUAGCGCCAAUGAAGCUGGAGCCAGCAUUAACAAGAUUUGGGACAACCUCACCAAGACCGCGGACAGCCCCGUUGUUAUAGAGUUAGCCUCCUUCGAGCGGGUAAUCGGCGUGCGGCAAGCUGCCAUGGUCGCUGGUGCCGUUGCUUCUCCUAGAGGUGUUGGCGCGCUUAGGCGCGAGCAUAGCUUCUGAGUGGUGCCAUUUCUCUAUUAUCUUCCCGCAGGAGAAAUUCUAAGUUGUCAUUUUUGUAUCCUCAUGUCAUCUGGUUUAACUUUUGCAUAUCUUAAACCUCAGUACGUGCUUUGUGUUUAGUGUCAUGUUCCCUCAUCGUGUGUGCUCUGUUCGUCCCCCAAGACUACUUUUCGAUUAUUCUUGCUAUCGUGAGACUUUCGACAGUCGUGUCGAAAUAGCCUUUGGCUAACACUUCACUUCAGUUCUGCUUCGAACACCCACAAUGAAAUCUAUCCGUAACUCCCUUCAUAAACAAAUGUCCAACGACUGCUUUAAACACGGGACUGAGGAAAAGUGAUAUGUCACUGUCAUAUUGGGGUCAGGCGAUGGCACUCUAUUGCUUAUUCUUCACGAUUUGUUAUGACUGCCUUUCCUUCCAUAAAGGCUUAUUGAAGAGUGUCUUUACCUGUCUACUAUGCGAGUGCUUCUGACAGAAGCGUACAUUAACCUCCCAUUGCGUUUUUAUAAAUGUUUUACUGCAUCCCAUGUCCGAAAAUCGUCUUUCUUUAUAAACUUUGAACGUGCGAUACUCUGCCACCUGCACUCUUUUAACGGGACGUCACCGCAACGGCGCUCAUUCGUUGUAAAUACUAAAUAAACAUUCCUUCCCUUUUC
Dermacentor andersoni is the source of this 2677-nucleotide messenger RNA. RefSeq names its product solute carrier family 22 member 6-B-like. Gene Ontology annotation, molecular function: transmembrane transporter activity. The record is from RefSeq and is a predicted model, not a curated record. Gene Ontology annotation, biological process: transmembrane transport. Gene Ontology annotation, cellular component: membrane. NCBI's taxonomy places the organism in Eukaryota, Metazoa, Arthropoda, Arachnida, Ixodida, Ixodidae.